AUGAAAAAGUUUGCUUCAGGCAUCACGGCUGCAGUAAACUCCCCUAUUCCAACAAGCCUGUCAGGCGAGUGUAAGAAAGCAACAAAGAUUUUAAACAGCUUUAUUGAUCCUGGUCAAGGACUGGAUAAAAUGAUUCCUGACAAGAUUUUAGAAAAAGCCCAUGGACUAGCCAUCUACACAGUCAUUAAAGCAGGAUUCCUGUUUUCAGGUCGUGUGGGUAGUGGUAUAGUAGUCGCUAGAUUGCCGGACGGAGGGUGGUCUGCGCCUUCAGCUAUUGCCACUGGCGGUAUAGGCGCAGGUGGACAAAUUGGGGCUGAGCUUACAGAUUUUGUACUCGUGCUGAAUACACAGGAAGCCGUAAAGACAUUCAGUCAGGUGGGCAAUGUUACCCUGGGUGGCAAUGUGUCAGUCGCUGCUGGUCCAGUGGGUAGAAAUGCAGAGGCAUCUGGAAGUGCCAAUUUAAAACAUAUUGCUGCUGUGUAUUCUUAUAGUAGAACGAGGGGACUCUUUGCCGGCGUUUCUCUGGAAGGGUCAGUGGUCGUUUCUCGAGGAGACGCGAAUGAAAAGUUUUAUGGACAAAAGGUGUCUGCUAAAGAGUUAUUGACUGGCGUCAUUCCUCCGCCACCCGAAGCUGAUAGUCUCUAUAGGGCGCUCAACGCUAAAUUUCAUAGUUUAGGAUCGCAAACGUAUUCACGUGCUGGUGAGGGUGAUAGUAGGAGUCUAGCAUCAUCAGUAGGUCGUCAUACGAGCUCAUUUAAAAGCGCUAAUAUCUCUGCUCCGGGAACAUUAAGGCAACCUCCGCCACCUCGAUCGAGCGGCGGUUUACCCGCAUCUUCUCAUCUACCUCCACCCACUUAUCAAGCAAAUAUUCCGCCAGCUUAUACCAGUAGUAUGGGUGCAGCCAAUAGUAUAGCAUCACAAGCAGCUGCCAAAAGAGCCCCUCCUCCUCCUCCUCCUCCAUCGCGGAAGCCUACCAUACCCAAACCGACAAUGGCUAAAGCAUUGUAUGCAUUUGAUGGGCAAGAGCAGGGUGAUCUAAGUUUUAAGGAAGGAGAUAUGAUAACUAUUGUACAAAAAUCAGAAAGUCAAGAUGACUGGUGGACAGGCAAAUGCAACGGCAAACAAGGAAUGUUCCCUGCAAAUUACGUCGAACUCUUCUAA
This is a messenger RNA of Mycotypha africana, 1161 nucleotides long. RefSeq lists its product as uncharacterized. NCBI's taxonomy places the organism in Eukaryota, Fungi, Mucoromycota, Mucoromycetes, Mucorales, Mycotyphaceae. Bases 1 to 1161 code for a protein of 386 amino acids. Gene Ontology annotation, molecular function: protein binding; phosphatidylinositol binding. The record is from RefSeq and is a predicted model, not a curated record. The transcript has 9 exons.